Messenger RNA from Sesamum indicum (sesame), 744 nucleotides. The record is from RefSeq and is a predicted model, not a curated record. Lineage: Eukaryota; Viridiplantae; Streptophyta; Magnoliopsida; Lamiales; Pedaliaceae.
AUGCCCAUUCCUUUGCCAUGCCCUCCUGUCUCCAACAAUGAUAAUGAUGAAGUUGAUGUAAGCUAUCCUACAAUGGAUACUAGUAAUCCACUCUCAUCCGGGCCCGAGAAAAUUCCAACAACAACACGAAAAGGGGGGCAAAGUGAUCGGUUGAAGCGAAUUGAUAAAUGCAUUGAUGCCAUAACCGCUUGCAGUGAAGCCAAAACUUGGAAGCUGGCAAAUAUUUUCAAUGAUAAUAUUGAAGACUGCAUGGCUGCGCUGUCUAAAAUGGAGGGACUACCGCGCGAUUUAUUCUUUGCAGCGCAAGAUCAGUUUGUGCUGAAGGAUUGUGUCGGCGCAAUUGACGGAACACUUAUAGCAGCAAGUGUUCCGGUGUCCAUGCAAAAUGCAUACCGUUCACGUCACGGUGAUAUAUCACAAAAUGUUAUGGAUGUUUGUGAUUUUAACUUGAUGUUCACGUAUGUCAUGGCCGGAUGGGAGGGUAGCGCAAAUGAUGCCCGUAAAUAUUACAUAGUGGAUUCCGCUUAUCCCAAUUUUCCUGGAUUCUUGGCGUCGCACCGUCAAGAUCAUUAUCAUAUCAACUCGUUCAGAGGUAACAACCGGCAAGCCCAUUCACCCAAAGAACUAUUUAACCAGCGUCACUCGCAGUUGCAUAAUGUCAUUGAGCGGGCGUUUGGUGUGCUAAAGAACAUAUUUCUUAUUCUGAAAGGACCUAUGCCGCCAUACAGCUUAGAUCGUCAAUGA